Jaculus jaculus (lesser Egyptian jerboa) is the source of this 1189-nucleotide messenger RNA. RefSeq names its product matrix AAA peptidase interacting protein 1 (gene Maip1). Gene Ontology annotation, cellular component: mitochondrial inner membrane. The record is from RefSeq and is a predicted model, not a curated record. Bases 147 to 1013 code for a protein of 288 amino acids. Lineage: Eukaryota; Metazoa; Chordata; Mammalia; Rodentia; Dipodidae. The transcript has 5 exons. Gene Ontology annotation, molecular function: ribosome binding. Gene Ontology annotation, biological process: protein insertion into mitochondrial inner membrane from matrix; inner mitochondrial membrane organization.
CGGAGCAUGGGAUAGGACUCCACAGAGGUGCCAGCGACAGGCCAGCUUGGCUCUCGAGUCCGCUUCUCUAAUCCCCGCCGAGGUGGUUUCCCUCCGGGUUCCUUUCGCUGAGGCACAGGCGAACCGAGGGGUGAAAGGUCACCAACAUGGCGCUGUCCGCCCGCCUGCUGCCCCGUCCUCUGCUCUCUCGGUCGCUGCCGUGCAGGACCACCCGACUCGGGACUGUCGGGGCGGCCGAGGUGAGGCUGUCGUUGGCCGGAUGUUGCUGCCUGUGUCGCCGUCGCCUGGGCUCGGGAGCGGCCCCGUUUCCUCGCGGCGCCUGGGUCCCGGCGCUGUGUGCCCGCGGCCCCUGGCGGCCCCGGCGCGGCGGGGCAGCGCUCCCCGCAGCCCUCGCUUGCUCCCCUGCGGGCCCCCGGCGCAGCUACGGCACCGAGGAGCCGCCCCAGCCGCGCCAGAAAACCAAGAUGAUCAUCCUGGGAUUCUCCAACCCCAUCAACUGGGUCCGGACUCGGAUUUACGCCUUCCUCAUUUGGGCCUAUUUCGACAAAGAGUUUAGCAUCGCAGAAUUCUCCGAGGGGGCGAAGCAGGCUUUUGCUCGUGUAUCCAAGUUGCUGUCACAAUGUAAAUUUGACCUAUUGGAAGAACUUGUGGCCAAAGAGGUGCUACAGGUACUAAAAGAAAAGGUUGCCUCACUGUCUGAUAACCACAAAAAUGCCCUUGCUGCUGACAUAGAUGAAAUUGUCUAUACAUCAACAGGAGACAUCUCCAUUUAUUAUGAUGAGAAAGGAAGGAAGUUUGUUAAUAUCCUGAUGUGCUUUUGGUAUCUAACCAGUGCCAACAUCCCCAGUGAAACUUUAAGUGGAGCCAGUGUCUUCCAAGUGAAGUUGGGGGAUCAGAAUGUGGAAACUAAACAACUUCUUAGUGCAAGUUAUGAAUUUCAGAGGGAGUUUACACAAGGAGUAAAGCCUGACUGGACUAUUGCACGGAUUGAGCACUCGAAGUUAUUAGAAUAAUCUUUCAUGGAAAAAUCAGCUAUGGACCUUUAGUAAUUGCUUGUGAAAAACUAAGGAAGAAAAAUUCUGGGACAUUUUAUCUUUACUCAAUCAAGUCUGAGGAUUACUUUUGUAUUAUUUGGAAAUACUCAUUGCUGUAUAUUAAAAUGAUACAAUAAAGCAUUUUCCAAAGAUUA